AUGGGAAGCGGAUUGGGAUACGCAGGAAUUAAAAUCGAAUCGCGGUACCUCAUACCGGAGUCGGGUUUUCCAUUCCAAAAUCUAUCUCGUGCGCAAUACCCUCAAGCUGGCCGUCUGGUGCCCGGCGCAGCGGACAUGGCUGCCAAUGUCGAUCUGGACAAUUCGCAUCUGCUGCCAAGAAACGUAUGCCAGCACUGGCAACGGGCUAUGUAG
Molecule: messenger RNA, 213 nt
Organism: Penicillium samsonianum
Lineage: Eukaryota; Fungi; Ascomycota; Eurotiomycetes; Eurotiales; Aspergillaceae
Exons: 1
Coding region: 1-213 (70 amino acids)
Source: RefSeq, a predicted model, not a curated record